This is a messenger RNA of Hippocampus zosterae (dwarf seahorse), 2801 nucleotides long. RefSeq names its product nuclear factor of activated T-cells, cytoplasmic 3-like. Gene Ontology annotation, molecular function: DNA-binding transcription factor activity, RNA polymerase II-specific; transcription factor binding; RNA polymerase II cis-regulatory region sequence-specific DNA binding. The record is from RefSeq and is a predicted model, not a curated record. NCBI's taxonomy places the organism in Eukaryota, Metazoa, Chordata, Actinopteri, Syngnathiformes, Syngnathidae. Gene Ontology annotation, biological process: cytokine production; calcineurin-NFAT signaling cascade; regulation of transcription by RNA polymerase II. The transcript is spliced from 10 exons. Bases 559 to 2670 code for a protein of 703 amino acids. Gene Ontology annotation, cellular component: transcription regulator complex.
AGCGUGUGUCGGGAUUUUGCAUAUUCGGUGUAUUUGUGAACGUGGAAGUGACCCAAGUGAGGAUUAAGCGUGGCAAACGAUCUGUGUACAUUUAUCGCUCUAUUUGCCCAAUCGGUUAACUUUGGAUGAAGUGGAAUCACGGAAUACAAGAACAAUAGCGAAUUUUCGGAGCAACAAAUACAAAUAUUCCAUAGACGUGUGUAUUUACGUCCGAAAUAAGGUGUUUCGUGCGGCCGAACGGUUUUGCAAUUGAACGAUGACUCAUCCCAAGUUUGGCGGCACGGCCGACGAGGUAAAGUUGAACUGACCGAGGCGACGUGAAGGCAGCAGCUCCGCGCGAGGAGUGCAAAUGAACUGUCGCAGAACAAGUCAACUAGUACACCGUCUCGUCCGGUCUCAAAUUAUCGUCACAACCCUCCAAAAAGUUGACAGUAAACAACUUGGAAGGCUGCAAACUACUCGACGUGUCGCCCUGUGAGGAGACUUGAGACGGGUCGACUUUGACGACAAGACCGACGAAGUUUGUGAUUUGAUUUUUGUGGGGACCUUUUGGCUUCCAUGUCCUCCGCAAAGUGCGGCGAGGAACUGGAGUUCGGACUCAUCUUCGAAGAGGACAGCCGACAAAAUGAAGGUCUCCGUCAUCACGCGAGGAUGCCGCCGUGGCCCGCGGAGCCGGCGUACGGCACCCCGGGGAGCCCGCAGCCAUUGCACUGUCCCAGCAUCCACAUCACGGCUAUCGGCGCCGCCGACGGCAACGUCGACUCCGGCGGCCGUGUCCGGUUGGGCUCGGAGGCGGCCUGGUCCGGGGACCAGCUGUACCUCCCCGACGACCCGUGCUACCGUGACACCCCGCUCUGCCCAAGCCCUUGCAGCAGCCCGUCGUCCCGCAGCUGGAUGUCGGAGCUGUCGUCCUGCGACUCGUUCUCGCGCGCCGUCGACGAAGACGCCGAUGGCGAUGUGCGGAACGGCGCCCUGCUGCUCCUGCCGGGCUCCCCGGGCAGCGGCGGCGGCGGCGGAGGAGAGUUUGGCGUGGAGCUGUGGCGGCAAAAGUACCAAAACGGCCAGAAGCCGGCCCGCUUCAGCCCAACGUUGUCGCCUUACCAGUCUCCUCAGCACUCGCCUGGCGCCAGCGUCGGCGAGGACACGUGGAUCCGCAGACCGCACUCCCGUUCCACAUCGCCGUGUGGGAAGCGUCGUCACGACGACGACGCCGACGACUUCCCGCGCUCGCCGUCCCCUCGGCGCUCGCCCGACGUCACGGCAGGCGCGUCCCCGCGAGGCAACGAAAUGGACGACAUCUGGGCGGGAUUCCUCGAGCCGGACGUCCCCACCAAGACCAGGAAGACGUCCGGGACGCGGCCCGGCGCUCCGGUGGGAUAUUCGCCGCCGGAGGAAGCGAGUAGCGAUGGGGCUCCCCCAUUUGGUGGCCCGGCGGAGCGCUUCCUGCGGGUGCCCGCCCACUUCGGCUGGACCGCCCCCGAAGCGGGAGCCGCGCCCCUUUUCAGAGCCUCGUCUCCUCCGCCUCUGGACUUUCCUCUCCCGAGCGGCUUCGGGCCCAACCGGCUGAGCGUGGAGGCGGAGCCUCGGCCGUACCACCGAGCCCACUACGAGACCGAGGGCAGCCGAGGGGCCAUCAAGGCCGACGACGGAGGACACCCCAGAGUCAAGCUGAGCGGACCGUGCUGGCGCCCCCCCGCCAUUCUGCUCCUGUUCAUGGGCACGGCGGACGAGCGCCAGCCCCUGCGCCCGCACGCCUUCUAUCAAGUCCACCGCGUGACGGGUAAGACGGUGAGGACCACCUGCCGGGAGAAGACGCUGGACGGGACCAAAGUCCUGGAGAUCCCCCUGACGCCCGACGGCGACAUGACUGCCACCAUCGACUGCGCGGGAAUCCUGAAGCUGCGCAACGCCGACAUCGAGCUCAAGAAAGGCGAGACGGACGCGGGCAGGAAGAACACGCGGGUGCGCGCGGCCUUCCGAGUGGCCGUGCCGCGGUCGGACGGGUGGACGCUGUGGCUCCAGACAUCCUCGCGUCCCAUCGAGUGCUCGCAGCGUUCGGGUCUGGACCUCCCUCGCGUGGACGGCUUUACGCCCGGCAGUUGCCGGCGGGAAGGAGGACGGCCGUUGGUCAUCCUCGGCUCCAACUUGUCGUCCCGCUCCAGAGUGAUCUUCUUGGAGAAAAGUUCUGAUGGGCGUGUCCUCUGGGAGACGGACGCCGCAACUGUGCCUCAAACCAGCAGCGGUUCCAGCCUCACGGUGGCCAUCCCCGCGUACCAGCGUGAGACGAGCGUUCCCGUGCACGUGCUCUUCUACGUGUCCAACGGCAAAAGAAGGCGAAGCGCCCUGCAGAGUUUCACGUACUUACCGGGAGAGCCCCCCGCCGCCAUCUUCAAACGGGAGCCGACAUCAGCCUUCCGUCAAACCCCGGGCGAGCCGCCUUGGCAUCGAGGGUGGGCGCAGAGGCUGGACGUCGAACGCGAAGUGGAGGACACGCCCCCGGCGGCGGCCGCGGCGUCUCUGCCGGAACUCCAGGAGCUCACGCUGGACGACGUCAACGAGAUCAUCGGCAGAGACGCGUGCAGCCCGAGCGGCGCCGAGCCGCCGCAGCAGAGUGGGCGGGACUCCAAGUGCGGCGACGCCCUCUUUGCCUUCUGCGGCGGGCCGCGCUAGCUCAGCCGGCCCAAAAGGCUUCCAACUCGCCGACGUGGCCUUCCGAUCGACUUUUCGACGCCGCUUCCUGUUUUGUGUGCCUCUGCUGUGUCAUGUGACUGCUGUGCUGCGUGAUAAAAGUCUCAUUUUAC